CGAGAUACGAUGCAUCGUGUACCGCGAGAGACCGGGUGUACAACGAGUCGCGCGGCGCACGUUGGCGAGCCCAAGGUGCUCGUCGAGCUGGCCAGUGACUGUUUGUUUGUCUUACGCCCGCUAUCACCGAGAGUCGAUUGUUUCGGCCUAGAUCCGACGUGCACGCUCGCGCUGCACCAGGAGCUCCCGCGUUCACUCGGUGUUCCCCGACGACUCCGUGACGAUGCAAAAGCGAUUCUCUUCGAUCGAGUACACUGACAUGAUAAUCACGUACGGCAUGGCGGGAGAAAACGCUCACGCCGCGGCUCGCAUGUACGCGGAGCGAUUCCCCGGACGAGAGCGAUACCCGACGCGAUAUGUGAUCGUGAGCUGCGUGCAGCGCGCGAGGGACACUGGAUACGUCGUGCCACCUCGGGCCUACGGACUACGUAGUCGCGUUAAGGAGGAGAAUAUGGCACCUGAUGAGAACCCCGGGGCUAGAGCGAGCCCCACGGCAGAUUUGUACGAUCCGUCGCGGUGCGCGGUGCGCUGCACCUCGCCCGGGAACGGUCUGCACCCUCAGCAACAUCUAGACCCUCAUCAGCAGCUUCUCGCGGCAGAUCUGGGAGAGCGCGUCCAAUUUUGCGAAGGGUUCCUCGCGCAGUGCCGGAGGGACUUGUCGUUCCCCGAUUACAUCCUGUGGACGGACGAAGUUACUUUCACGCCGAACGGCGUGUUUAAUUCCCGUAAUUUUUUAUACUGGCGAGGAGAAAAUCCGCACAUCGUUCAUGACGGCACAUUCCAGUAUCGUUGGUCGAUUAACGUGUGGGCGGGAAUAGUUGCGAACCGAGUGAUCGGCCCGUGCUUUUUCCCGUCACAUCUUAAUGGGAAGGUAUACGCGGACUUCAUUGAAAAUCAGCUGCCAGUGCUGCUCGCAGACGUCCCUCUUUGUAUACGGGCGAGGCUGAUUUUUCAACAUGACGGGAGCCCGGUGCACUUUUGCCGUGAAGUACGCGAUAUCUUGAACGCGCGUUAUCCAGAAAGGUGGAUGGCUCAAGGUGGUCCGAUCUCUUGGCCAGCGUGCUCGCCGGACCUUAGCGUGCAUGAUUUUAUAUGGGGCUAUGUGAAAAAUUUAAUUGAACACCGGCGUGACGAUAAGGAACAUGAGAUGCGUCAAGCAAUUCUCGCGGCCUUCGACAGCAUUACGCCGGAAAUGGCGCAUUUCGCGACGCGUAAUAUCAUCCGAAGAGCCGAAUUCUGCAUAGAGAAGGGAGGACAGCGCAUUGAACGUGUUUUGCGUUGAAUAAUGAGAGUGGACUAAGUAUUAAAAAACGCUAUUAAAAAAAAACGCGCUAUCUACCUCAAGAUGAUAUGGGAAUGAAAUAGUUUUAUAUCAUUUUCAUAUCAUAACGCUUCAAAAAGAAAAAUUUUAAAACGAGACAAUUAUUUCUCGGCGCGUGGUCCAGUGUUCCUCCGCUUCCUAUCUACAUAUAUCUAUAUGUAGAUAUAUACAUUUGACUUCUUAUUCUGAAGUCUCUUUUAUCGACAAAAAUCCAAAAGCCAAUUAGAAGAUUUAUAAUUCGAACAUUUAGAGACACUUAUCGGUUAAAAAGAGUUCAGAAUAAGAGCUCUAAUUUUAAUAUAUGUAGUUUUAUUUCCUUUUUCAAUAUA
Messenger RNA from Odontomachus brunneus, 1650 nucleotides. RefSeq lists its product as uncharacterized. Gene Ontology annotation, molecular function: nucleic acid binding. The transcript has 3 exons. Bases 224 to 1282 code for a protein of 352 amino acids. Lineage: Eukaryota; Metazoa; Arthropoda; Insecta; Hymenoptera; Formicidae. The record is from RefSeq and is a predicted model, not a curated record.